AUGUCGUCUCACCACAUCUGUGCACCUUCGGCACGAGACAUCCUCCGCUACCGCUCGCAUCAUGGUGUGAAUCUAGGAGGUAUAUUUGUGCUGGAGAAGUGGCUCUACCCGAGUAUGUUCGACUCUUCUGUUGCCGGGAGUAGUGAGCAUGACGCUGUUAUCUCCUCUAUCAACAAUGUUGGCCUCGAAGCAACUCGGGAGAAAUGGCAAGCUCAUUGGUCGAAUGCGCUGACCGAAGCGGACCUGCAUUAUCUCACCACUAUCGCGCACUGUACGACCAUCCGCCUCCCAAUCGGCUACUUCACCCUUGGCCCCGAUUUCACUCAGCACACCCCCUUUGCUAUGUCUCCUUCCCAGGUAUAUACAAAUGCCUGGUCGGCCGUUGUCAAUAUGGUUCGUCGAUGCCACGCCCAUGGCGUAGGAGUCCUCCUUGACCUUCACGCCUGUCCAGGUGGCGCAAAUGCAGAAAUUCAUUCCGGGAUCAGCACACGCAAGGCAGAACUCUGGGAGACUGACUCUAACCUCUCCCUUACGAAACAGUGUCUCUGCUUCAUCGCAGCGGAAGUUAAGAAUCGUGGAUUAGAAGGCGUGGUGGGCCUCCAACUCUGCAACGAGGCCAUUUCGAAUGCGUCAGGUAUGUACAGUUGGUACGACUCUGUCAUUGCGUCUAUUGCCCAAAUCGAUAGCACAAUACCCAUCUACAUCAGCGAUGCUUGGGACAUCCCUCGCGCUGUAGAAUACUCGGUGCGCAUGAAUACCACCGCUAUUUCCGCCGUCAAGUCCCCCAUCAACCCAGUCAUCAUAGACACCCACCGCUAUUAUACCUUUUCCGCCGAGGACGCCGGCAAAUUUCCCCUCCAGAUCAUCGACCAGAUCUCCUCCACUGAACUCUCUGAGCUGGACACUCCAAAGUCAGGCCGCGUCUUCGAGCAGCGUGGCGCGGUAGGCGUCUUUGUUGGGGAAUGGAGUUGUGCGCUCGCGCCCACUACCUGGGCCCAGGUGACGCCUUCGCAGCGCAAGGACUUCACCAAAGAGUUAGGCAAGGUGCAAGCGGAACGAUGGCGCAGUCAAGGCCCUGCUGUCGGAGGAGGGGCUUUCUGGACCUACAAUACGAACUGGUGCAGUGGCAAAGCAUGCAAGGGGCGGGAGGAGUGGAGCUUCCGGAUGCAAGUCGACACGGGUGCGAUUCGUGCACCGUCUUGGUUGAGUCUGACGCGGGGAGAAGUAUGGCGGAAAGUGAAAGAGGCUGAGAAAUCGAGGAGUCGAUCGAUGGUGAAGGCGAUGGAGGAGCAUGAAGCAUAUUGGGACGGGACGAGUGGGAAGGCUGCCUACUUCGAACAUUGGCGCUAUGGUGAUGGUUGGCAUCUGGGGUGGUGUGAUGCGAGAGAUUUCUUUGCCGGCAGGGCCAAUGGGUUGGUCGCCACGGCUGAGAAAGCCGUUGUCGUCGGAUGUCGGUUUGGUGGCAAGGCAAAGAAAGAUGAUGCCGUGGUGGUCGGGGCGGAUCGGAUUGGGUUUCUGGAUCUGUGGGUCCUGAAGCGGAUGAGGGACGAGGGCCCUGGUGGCGUUGGUGACAGGGAUCGAGACGGCUGCCAGUUUGGCUGGGAAUGGGAACAUGGGUUUCGGAAGGGAGUGCAGGACUUUGAGCGCGCGGUCGGGGUUGAGGAGAAAUGA
Molecule: messenger RNA, 1671 nt
Organism: Endocarpon pusillum Z07020
Lineage: Eukaryota; Fungi; Ascomycota; Eurotiomycetes; Verrucariales; Verrucariaceae
Exons: 2
Coding region: 1-1671 (556 amino acids)
Biological process (GO): glucan catabolic process
Cellular component (GO): cell surface; extracellular region
Molecular function (GO): glucan endo-1,6-beta-glucosidase activity
Source: RefSeq, a predicted model, not a curated record